AUGAUUAGCAAGCACUUCCUUGCGUUUGUGUUUCUGCUGCUGGCUUCCUUCACGAUCGUCUCCCGAGAACUGAAACCAGUGCACUUCCAGCAAAGAAGAGUGAACAGAGAGAGCUUAAAGCUCUUGGGCACGUUGCCUACUUCUUUGAUUCGGCAGUGUCUGCCACACAGGGAAAACUUCCUGCUCCCUCAGAAGGCCAUAAACCCUCCUCGAUGCAGCAGAGGGCAUGCAGCGGCUGUUCUCCAUGAGAUGCUCCAGCAGAUCUUCAACCUUUUCGGGGCAGAUCAGUCUCUGAGUAGUUGGGAUGAAAGCCUUGUGGAGAAAUUCCUCGUUGAGCUUCACCAACAACUGGAACGUGUAGAGACGGUCAUGGGGCUGGAAGCAGACCAGAAGAGUCACACCUUGGGUACUGAGAACAUUCGAUUGCAGGUUAAGAUGUACUUUAGAAGGAUCCAUAACUACCUGGAAAACCAGAAAUACAGCAGCUGCGCCUGGCUCCUUGUCCGAGUUGAAAUUAAUCGGUGCCUGUUCUUUGUUUUCAGACUCACGGAAAAGCUGAGCAACUAA
This is a messenger RNA of Echinops telfairi (small Madagascar hedgehog), 567 nucleotides long. It is a transcript of the gene IFNE, whose product is annotated as interferon epsilon. NCBI's taxonomy places the organism in Eukaryota, Metazoa, Chordata, Mammalia, Afrosoricida, Tenrecidae. Gene Ontology annotation, biological process: positive regulation of peptidyl-serine phosphorylation of STAT protein; response to exogenous dsRNA; adaptive immune response. The transcript has a single exon. The record is from RefSeq and is a predicted model, not a curated record. Gene Ontology annotation, molecular function: type I interferon receptor binding; cytokine activity. The coding region runs from base 1 to 567 and encodes 188 amino acids. Gene Ontology annotation, cellular component: extracellular region.